Messenger RNA from Durio zibethinus, 2782 nucleotides. RefSeq names its product putative inactive receptor kinase At4g23740. Gene Ontology annotation, biological process: protein phosphorylation. The record is from RefSeq and is a predicted model, not a curated record. Lineage: Eukaryota; Viridiplantae; Streptophyta; Magnoliopsida; Malvales; Malvaceae. Gene Ontology annotation, molecular function: protein kinase activity; protein binding; ATP binding.
AAUUGUGUUUAGCUUUUUAAAGCUUACGUUUUGAAUCUGAUUUCCCUACUCUUUCUUUGUCUCCAUAUGGCUUUAAAAAAGGAUUUUCCUAGUCCUGCGGUAUAAAAAAAAGAGUUCUUUCUUCACUCAAAUGAUUAUCUAAUGAAGUAGUAGUUUGGUUUUUGGUUUUUCUUGCAUGUGAUGCUGCUCCCUCAAGAAAGAACAGCUCAUAAAUCUAUCAUCGUCCUCAUCAUUAUCAUUGCUAUCAUGAACUCGUUUGCUAGCCCCGUAACUCUUGUCUGAUUCUUCUUUUGCAUUCUCCUUUGCUUCUUUUUUCAACGUUCCAGGGAUUAACUGUCAAGUUCUUAUUUUUUUUCAUUUCUGGAUCUUUGCGGAGUUUCAUUUGAUCUGGGCUUUAGGUUUUCUCAAAUCAUUCAAAGUCAUGUACCUGUAGCCAUAAUUUGCAGAAAGGAUUCCUCUUUUACUGCGAUUUUGGUGGAAUUGUUGGGGAUUUUGAGACAGCUUGGAAAAUGGGCAAGAGAAUGAACAUCUUGUUCAUAUUUUUGCUGGGGGCAAUUUUCUCAUCCAUCCUUGCUGAUCCGGUUAAAGACAAACAAGCAUUACUGGAUUUCCUUGAACAUAUUAAUCAUUCACGAUCUCUCAUCUGGAGCAAGGAAACCUCUGUAUGCAACAGCUGGAUAGGAGUGACAUGCAACAGUGAUCAUUCCAGAGUCAUAGCCCUGCGUUUGCCUGGAAUGGGACUUCGUGGCCCUAUUCCAGCUAACACUCUCAGUCGUUUAUCAGCUGUUCAGAUUUUAAAUCUUAGAUCCAAUGCCAUUUCGGGUUCAUUCCCUUCUGAUUUUGCUGAACUCAAGAACUUGACCAUCCUCUAUCUUCCCUUCAACAAGUUUUCUGGGCCAUUGCCUGAUUUCUCGGUUUGGAACAAUCUUAUAAUCGUUAAUCUUUCAAACAAUGGCUUCAAUGGAGGCAUUCCUCCAUCAGUAUCAAAAUUGAGUCGCCUCACUGCUUUGGAUCUUUCUAAUAACUCCCUUUCAGGUGAUAUUCCUGAUGUCAAUAUCCCUAGUUUGCAACAGCUUGAUUUAGCCAACAAUAAUCUCACAGGAAUUGUUCCUAAGUCCCUCGAAAGAUUUCCAAGCUGGGCAUUUUUUGGCAAUAACCUUUCAUCAGAAAACGCCAUUCCUCCUGCUCUUCCAGGCCAGCCACCUAAUGCUCAACAACCAAAGAAAGCGAAAAAACUUAGUGAACCUGCACUCUUGGGGAUCGUAAUUGGUGGUUGCGUGUUGCUGUUUGUCCUAGUUGCCCUUUUGAUGAUCUGUUGUCACUCUAAGAGACAAAAGGAACGAGAAUUUCCAGCAAAGUACCAAAAAAAAGAGGUCUCUUUGAAGAAAAUGGCUUCUGAGAAUUAUGAUAAGAACAACAGGCUUGUCUUCUUCGAGGGUUGUAAUCUUGCAUUUGACUUGGAGGACUUGUUGAGAGCAUCCGCAGAGGUGCUUGGGAAGGGGACAUUUGGAGUAACAUACAAAGCAGCCUUGGAGGAAGCAACCACAGUGGCAGUGAAGAGGUUGAAGGAAGUAACCUCAACAAAACGGGAGUUUGAGCAACAGAUGGAGGUGGUUGGGCGUAUCAAGCAUGAGAAUGUGUCUGCGCUCAGGGCCUAUUAUUAUUCAAAGGAUGAGAAGCUUGUGGUUCAUGAUUACUAUGACCUGGGAAGUGUGUCUGCUCUGCUACAUGGUAAAAGAGGUGAUGGCCGGACGCCUCUGGACUGGGAAACUAGACUAAAAAUUGCAAUUGGUGCUGCAAGAGGCAUUGCACAUAUCCACUCACAAAACAGUGGAAAAUUUGUUCAUGGAAACAUAAAAGCUUCCAACAUUUUCCUUAACUCUGAAGGAUAUGGUUGUGUCUCGGAUAUUGGUUUGGCAGCAGUGAUGAGCCCAAUGCCCCCACCUGUAAUGCGGGCUGCAGGUUAUCGCGCACCAGAAGUAACAGACACUAGGAAAGCAACUCAAGCAUCUGAUGUAUACAGUUUUGGGGUCUUGUUACUUGAGCUCUUAACCGGAAAAUCACCGAUACAUACCACCGGUGGAGAGGAGAUUGUUCACUUGGUGAGGUGGGUUCAUUCUGUAGUCAGAGAAGAGUGGACUGCAGAAGUUUUUGAUCUAGAACUUUUACGCUAUCCCAAUGUAGAGGAGGAAAUGGUGGAGAUGCUACAAAUUGGGAUGAAUUGUGUAGUGAGAAUGCCAGAGCAAAGACCAAAAAUGUCUGACCUAGUGAGAACAGUGGAGGAAAUUAGGCGAGCAAACACGGGAAACCAACCAUCCUCUGAAACUAAAUCAGAAACCUCAGUUUCAACCCCAAUCCCACGUGGAGCAGAAAUAGGUCCCUCGUCAUCUGUUCCACAGUAGGAUUCUUGUCUUACGAAUUAGUAGUUUCAUAAAUUUUUAUAAUUCAUUAUGGAACAGGCAAAAGUGUUUUCUAUUAGUAUUUAAGUUGUUUAUGUACCCUAUACUUCUGUGUUAAAUAUGGUGACAAGAUUAGUUUAACCCUACCCUAAUCCAGCUAUGAUCAAAGUCAACAUGGAUCUUGGCUAUUGUCUCAUUUAAGCAAUCAGGAAUUAAUUGUUAAAGCUUGUAGAUUUUAAUGGUUUUGCUCUAUGAAGUCUAUUUUCAUUUAUCUGUCUAAUGUUGUGCCAGGGUGAUUGAUUUUUGUGAAAAUUAGCAUACUAAUUGCAAGUGCAAAACAUUACAAAAUCAUGUAAUAUGUACAAAGAUAAAAAAGAGUAUCA